Messenger RNA from Talaromyces stipitatus ATCC 10500, 650 nucleotides. RefSeq lists its product as uncharacterized. The record is from RefSeq and is a predicted model, not a curated record. Lineage: Eukaryota; Fungi; Ascomycota; Eurotiomycetes; Eurotiales; Trichocomaceae. Bases 1 to 537 code for a protein of 178 amino acids. The transcript is spliced from 6 exons.
AUGUCGACCAAGAAGGAUAUGCGACGGGUGGACCUGGUGAUUCCAUAUGUCGAGCCACCAGCUGCGAAGAGCGAUACGGAUAUUUCAGAAUGGCAUGGUCUGGUGAAGGAUUGGAUCGAUGUUGAUGUGGUUGCAGGUGCUAUGAGCACGACUCUACCAAUGGCUGCUGUAAGAUUGACCCAUCCCCUGUCGCAGGGCUAUCGCUUUGUUCUAAUCGAUUCAAUGUCUAGAUGUUUACACGAAACCGGUAUGUCGUCCAAGCGCAAUGGAUACGGAACAGAUAAUACUGGGACAGUUCAAUUGACACGUGGACUCUCUAUUAGCAUGAUCGGAUGGGUCGCCGUAAUUAUCUCCAUUCAGAACUGGUUAUCAGAAACUCCGGAGCAGAGCAGGAAUGCUGCUACGCCUAGCUAUAUGUCCGUCUUUAUGUCGUUGAUGUCUCUCGGUGUUACAUAUAUGCCUCUCUUCUUCCCGACGCCAGGCGCUCGCGGCGGCAGCAGCACAGCCGCUGCUCCAGCGCCAUCACCGACCCCAUAAUCGAGCAAACCAUGGAUGAGUAAAUCGCAACAAGAUAGGCGGAAUGAAACCAUGACUGAUCGAGCGUGCGAGGUCUCGUGACCUAUGUAAUAUACAUAAAUGUUCUAAUAAUG